AGGAAAACAAAAUUUCUACAGAAGUCAUGUAUUUUAGCAUUAGCAAUUUCAGAUAUAUUUACUGUCGUCUUAUUUUCCAUCAAUUUUCUGGACAUGUUAUCCAAACAGUACGUUGAAUGGACCUUGGGCGAAUUUUUAUGUUCUUUUAUACCAUUCGGUCAAGUGUUUAGUACAACUGCCAGUUCAUUAUUGUUAUUGACCAUUGCUCUGGACCGAUAUCAAAACGUAAUAAAAACUUUUAAUAAAACACGAUGGGACCCGAAACCGUGUACAUGCAUUUUUACCAUAGUACUUAUAUUUGUUAUGUGUGGAGCAAUCUCUUACCCAAUGUAUACAGCGUUUUUUCAUGAAAAGAUGUGGGUGUUGAUGUUACCGUUCACAGACAAAGCAGUUUACCAAAUCCACGCUCUCUGCUUCUUGUCGAAAAAAAGUCUAAGCGUCUACUACGUAGCUUUAGACGUACUUAUCUUUCUUCCAAUGCUGACAGUUUUUAUCUGGUUCUACCUAAAGAUCGCCGCCCUAAUUUGGGUGCACAGAAAACCAGUUACUUCAAAAUUUAAUAAAUAUGAAAAAGAUCUGGAUGAUUCAACGACUAGCUCUACAAAAACCACAAAUAUAGCUUCCUCAAAUAUUAGCAUAAUAAGUAAAAAUAAACCUAAAAAGGUAAAAAAUUUGCAAGUACAAAAAAAGAUUCGUACUUUCAGAAUAGUAUUAGUACUAGUAAUAUCAUUUGUUCUAUGUCGAUUUCCAUAUUGGUUCUACUACACAAUAAGAUUGCUGGGAAAAUGUAGCAGUAAUACCAGUUGGAACCUACAUUUUACUUUAGUUUCUUUGAACCUGUUCAAUUGUGUAUUGAACCCUUUGUUAUAUACUUUUCUUAAUCAAACUGUUACAGCUCUAAGAAUUUUUAAGGAUUUCUUGUGGAAAGUAUGUUGUUGUUGCUGUUCCAGUGAUGAGUUUGAGGAAUUUGAAAAAGAAAAUCCGUAUGCCAACGAUCAAAUUCAGCCUGCUUGUGGGACCGUUAAAGCAAGGGUACGUGUAGAUAAAAUAUGUUUUGAAGGGAAGAAUCAAAGAUCAGUACAAAAAUACUAG
Molecule: messenger RNA, 1092 nt
Organism: Psylliodes chrysocephalus
Lineage: Eukaryota; Metazoa; Arthropoda; Insecta; Coleoptera; Chrysomelidae
Source: the annotation of a GenBank genome assembly